Messenger RNA from Aspergillus costaricaensis CBS 115574, 1329 nucleotides. RefSeq names its product transcription initiation factor TFIID subunit 11 family protein. Gene Ontology annotation, cellular component: nucleus; transcription factor TFIID complex. Gene Ontology annotation, molecular function: protein heterodimerization activity; transcription coactivator activity. Lineage: Eukaryota; Fungi; Ascomycota; Eurotiomycetes; Eurotiales; Aspergillaceae. The transcript is spliced from 2 exons. Gene Ontology annotation, biological process: RNA polymerase II preinitiation complex assembly; transcription initiation at RNA polymerase II promoter. The record is from RefSeq and is a predicted model, not a curated record. The coding region runs from base 201 to 1232 and encodes 343 amino acids.
CCAUAUCCAGUCCACCACCUUACCCUUUCUAUCCUGAAUGAUUUGACAACCUAUUUUUGAAUUUCGCCUUACCAAAAUCCCCAGACAGAUCGAGAUACGAGUUUUCAUCCGCGCAGCGAGCAAGCCUUGUCGGCUCUCGACUGCCAACAUCACCCGUCACUUCAUUCCUUCAACACAAACACAUACACACAACCACCACGAUGUCUUCACCACCUCCUCCAUCCUCCAAUCCCCUUAAACGCCCCUCCAUCUCUUCCGCCUCCUCCCAACCCCUCGGCAGCCAUCCCAAACGACCGCGCAUGCAUCCCCUCCGCCAGACCUCCUUCCCCAACACCAUCGACGCAGACACGCGCACCUACAGCGACGCCGGCAGCGUGACGGGCAGUUUCACAGGCAGUUUAGGCGGGACCAGCGCAGAUGGCGUCUUUCUCACGAAAGGAAAGAAGCGCGGCCGCAAGAGUAAAGCGGAGAAGGAGCGCGAGAGGGAAGAAGGGAGUCUGCGGGCGGGGAUGGAUCGACUGGGAUCGGUGGAUGCGGAUGGCGCGUCGGUGAGGGGCGGUGCUGGUGGCGGAGGUGCUGGAGGAGGAGGGGGAGAAGAUGCCGAUGAGGAUGAGGAUUUUGAUGAUGAGGGGGAGUUGUUGGGGAGGGAGGAGGGGACGACGGACACGGAGGCGGAGAAGAAGAAUAUGGCAUUGCUGGUGGAUGCAUUCAAUCCCAUCCAGUCGGAACGAUACGAUUUGUUCAAACGAGCCAAGUUACGAAAGGAAACGCUACGACGUAUUGUCAACCAUGCUCUGUCGCAGUCUGUGCCGGCUAGUGUGGUUACCACGAUAAAUGGCUUUACGAAGGUCUUUGCCGGUGAGAUUAUCGAGAAGGCUCGUACCGUGCAGGCUGAGUGGGCUCUUGCUCAUGAUCAGGCGGCUUUGGCUGCCAUUGAAGCUGAACAGGCGGCGACCACGACGACAACGACAACACCUGGGGGUAUAAAGCAGGAGCCCGUGGAGAGGGGGCCUAUGUCUACGCCGGCUGGGAAGAAGGAUGUUAAGUUGCCUCCGAAUCCCCAUCGGGGCCAGUUGCUGCCUUCGCACCUGAGGGAAGCGCUGCGGCGGUAUAAGCGGGAUGGAGAGGGUGGUGGCGUAGGGUUCUCCGGACUGAGUAUGGGGAAUUUGGGGGUAAGAGGGUCGGUCACUUGGUCGGCUGGUAGUGUUGGUGGGCGGCGUAUCUUCCGGUAACUAUUGAUAAUCGGAGCCAGCCAUGGGAGCAGAGUUGAGCGUGGAUAGCAAAACGGUGGCUGAUAAGGACCACGGCUGUGAUGAUAUUGUUUAAUAC